UAUACCUACUGAAAAGAGUGAUAGCGGAUCACCUGUAUUCUAUUCGCGAGAUUUACCUUUUGUGAGUCUACUCGGCAUACACAUGAUAAGCGUGUAUAGUAAAAGCUUGGGUGAUAUUAUGUUAACUAUAAAAUUACAAGAUAUUUUUAAUAAAGCUCCAAUGGAGCUUGUUUUAG
Molecule: messenger RNA, 176 nt
Organism: Racocetra persica
Lineage: Eukaryota; Fungi; Glomeromycota; Glomeromycetes; Diversisporales; Gigasporaceae
Source: the annotation of a GenBank genome assembly